This is a messenger RNA of Brassica oleracea var. oleracea, 510 nucleotides long. RefSeq names its product histidine--tRNA ligase, cytoplasmic. Gene Ontology annotation, biological process: mitochondrial translation. The record is from RefSeq and is a predicted model, not a curated record. Lineage: Eukaryota; Viridiplantae; Streptophyta; Magnoliopsida; Brassicales; Brassicaceae. Gene Ontology annotation, cellular component: mitochondrion.
AUGAGCACGGAAAAAUCACCUAGUAGAAAAUAUUAUUACACCGGGGUCAUCUUUGAAGCCGUUUGUAUAGGAGCUGAGGUUGGAUCAAUUGCUGCUGGUGGUCGAUACGAUAAUCUUAUAGGAAUUGGAAAAGAGAUACUCCCUGCGGUUGGAAUGAGCCUGGGGAUCGAGAGAGUGUUUAACAUAUUGGAAAAGAAACAAAAACUGGAAGAGGAACAAAACCGAGUUGUUCAAUCUACAGAGACACAGGUUUUGGUUAGUGUAACGGAGGAGAAUAAGCUAGGGGAAGCUGCAGAACUGGCUAGUCAGUAUAUUGUGAACAAAAGGAGAGGAAAACAUUUUGAUCGUGCUCGUUGCAAGGGUUCAGAGAUUCCUUGGAUGGUGAUUGUAGGCAACACAGAACUCAGUAAAGGUGUUGUGACAUUGAAGAAGAUGGUCGAGUGGAGUGAGGAGGAAGUUAAAGGUGUUUCUAGAGACAGUUUCGUUGCUGAAUUGUUGAAACGUCUCUGA